Drosophila ficusphila is the source of this 876-nucleotide messenger RNA. Its product is annotated as serine protease grass-like. NCBI's taxonomy places the organism in Eukaryota, Metazoa, Arthropoda, Insecta, Diptera, Drosophilidae. The record is from RefSeq and is a predicted model, not a curated record. Gene Ontology annotation, molecular function: serine-type endopeptidase activity. Gene Ontology annotation, biological process: proteolysis. The transcript has 5 exons. The coding region runs from base 1 to 876 and encodes 291 amino acids.
AUGGAUCGGGAAAUUGAAGCAUGUCCGGAAAUUUGGAAGCUCGUACAUCACGGGGUGAGCAAAAAACUAAAGCAACAGCAUUGCGGAGUUCGUUCGCUGCUGAUGCCCCAACCAAGGCUCUUCCGAAGGAUCACCGGUGGCAGAAAGUCCUUACUUAUGUCCCAGCCCUGGAUGGCAUUCAUCUAUUUGCCAGAUGAUACCGAGAGUUGUCGCUGCGGAGGCUCCCUUAUCUCACCGCGCUUCGUUCUGACUGCUGCCCACUGCAACGUAUUGUGUGCCCGGAAAAAUGAUUUGAGAGUGCGACUGGGAGAGCUGGACCUGAACUCCGAUGUCGACUGCGACGGGGACUCAAGCGUGUGCGCUCCACCCGCGGAGGAGUUCGGCAUAAAGGAGUGGAUUGUCCACGAGUACUUCGAUCACUCCUCCGGCUGGAACGACAUCGCCCUGAUCAGACUGAACCGCCCAGCGCUCUUUAAAGAGCACAUUCAGCCAAUCUGUCUGCCCCUCUCCGACGAGCUGCUUGGGUACACCUCGACCAUCGGGAAUGCCUACUGGGCGGUGGGCUGGGGGUCGGACAGGGAAGGGUACUUCGCCAACAGCACCAUGCAGGUCUCCAUAAACACGAAGGAGUGCCUCGGCGGCAGGGACGAGAGCUUCCUCUGCGCCGACGGAAACUGCGUGGACACCUGCCCAGGCGACUCGGGCGGACCGCUCACCCAGUCGGUCGAAUACCUUGGCUCCUUGCGGUUCGUCCAGUUCGGAGUGGUCAGCCUUGGGCACCAGGAUUGCGGAGCUGGCCUUGGAGCCUACUACAUGGACGUGCCCACCUACGUGCCGUGGAUACUCAACAAGCUGGCGGGGUACACCAAAUUGUAG